Molecule: messenger RNA, 1530 nt
Organism: Postia placenta MAD-698-R-SB12
Lineage: Eukaryota; Fungi; Basidiomycota; Agaricomycetes; Polyporales; Adustoporiaceae
Exons: 7
Coding region: 1-1530 (509 amino acids)
Source: RefSeq, a predicted model, not a curated record
AUGCGCUACUAUGUAAGGAAUGAGUUUAACUCACCAAACGCAGCCUACUCUAUCGUCUACAGGAUGCUUGCAGGUUAUGACGUCUAUGCACAGCAGCUCAUCACACUUGGCCAUGGACAUCCUCUGUGGGAGCCCGAGCCGAAGGAAGAGACCGAAGUAGAGAUCGGAGAUGUAGGGUAUCUACGUCAGGGCGGUUUCUAUCGCAUGUUCAAUGCCCUCCGCGAUCCCCAAGAUCCGCUCAACACCGCAGUGGGUACUCCGCAAGACUUCGAGAAAUUUACUUGCGAGGCAAUGCAGCCCCAUCGCGUUGAUAACGCGAUCGCGCCCGGUCCUGUUGCGAGCAAAACGCUGAGGAAGAUCCCAGUCAGCGAAGAACUCAAUGUACACAGCAUCUACGAAUGCACAGACGAUCAAGGCGCCCUUCUCCUUCUCGAGACACCUGCUAUCAGAGAACAAUUGAUCAAGCUUCGUAAAUUGAAGAACUAUUUCAGUAAAAACAUAAGUAAUUGGCAUACUUUCGCCGCUGAGGAGCUGGGAUUGGACAAGAAGCCCGAGGAUAUCAUCUUCGUUCGCGGUUGGGUGAAGACUACCCGGUGGGCCAUGGCUGUUUUCACGAAUCAGGCGAAAUCAGCCAAAAUCUCAUUUGAAGGAGAUUUUGCAUUGCCUGCUCCUGCAUCGUUCUCGCUCUCGGUAUCAGAACAUAUAGCUCCACACUUCGACUGCCGUUCAGGGCCCAGGGACAGGCUUCACGGAGCAGGACAGCAUCCGCUCCCCGAUCCAAGUUGGCCUGCAGAUCGGUGCAUAUUCCUACAUUACAUCAGGCUGAAGAAGCGAUCCCUCUUGCCGGAUACAAUCGAGGCUGCUGCUGAACCGUCUUCAUCAAACGGCGGGGAUCGCGGCAACACUAUGAAGGGUGGAUCGCAGGAAUACCUGGAUAUCACCCCUUCAAUCUUUGACGAUGCACGCGCAUUCCUCGAGAGCGCAGAGCCUCUUAUCAAAGUGACUGCCGAGAAGCUUGGUAUGCUGUUGCUUACAAGCGAAGAGGAUCCAGAGGAGGACAUCCAGUCUACGUACCUGGAGACGGACACUCGCAGCACUGACGUCUCCUGCCAUCGGAUGGGGAAUGGCUUCAGCGGAGUGCUAUCGAAGACGGGUAGUGAUGUAACCUCAGCACAAGUGCUUAAUCUGACUGGAACCUGGUCGAAAGUCUUGAAAGGUCAACGUGGUCCAAUGCCGCCACUAUCUUCUCCUCAAUAUUUCGCACUGCAAUACCUGGACUUGAGGGUCCCCGUCAACAAUUUUGUUCUAGCUGAGCUUGUCUCGCUCGAAGCCAUGAGACGUACGUCACGUUCGACAUAUCAGCCUCUCGGCGGCUCGGUCGUCGUUUACCGGCCCGAGAAAGAGAAAGAGUGCUUGCCGUUGGCGAUGACGGUGAAUACCGGAGGCGCAACAGAAAGUUCCUGCGGCAAUGCCCUCGAAACGUACGGCUUUCACAUCUAUCGGUGGAGCCUACCUCCAAGCUCACCUUAG